Messenger RNA from Tinamus guttatus (white-throated tinamou), 528 nucleotides. NCBI's taxonomy places the organism in Eukaryota, Metazoa, Chordata, Aves, Tinamiformes, Tinamidae. The record is from RefSeq and is a predicted model, not a curated record.
GUCCUACAUCUACCAGAAGCGCUGGGUGAAGCUGGACGCCGACUACUUGCGCUAUUUUGACAGCGAGAAGGACGCCUAUUCCAAGCGCUUCAUCCCCGUCUCCUCCAUCUCCCGCGUCGCCAGCGUCGGGGACCAGAAGUUCGAGGUCGUCACCCACAACCGCAACUUCGUGUUCCGGGCUGAGAGCGACGCCGACCGCAACGACUGGAUCCGGACGCUGCAGCAGGUCGCGGAGGAGCGGAAGAGCAAGGCCCCGGAGAGGACAUCCAUGGUCCUGUCUGCCAACGGCGCCACGGACUUGGUGGACAAGUGUGGCUUCCUGGAGCUGCGGGGCUUCAAGAACAAGCUCUUUGUGGCCGUGGCGGGGGACAAGGUCUUCCUGUACAAGAAGGUUGCCAUGGUGCAGCGGGAUCUCCUUCAAGACUACCGUUUGGGCAUCGGCAUCACCUCCAUCGAGAUGAACGUGGGCAACGUGAAGGAGACGGAGCGCCGCGGCUUCGACCUCACGACGCCCUACCGCAUCUUCAG